AUGGCCUCGUUUGGGGCACUUCGUUCUCGAUACGCUUCUCUCUUGAAGCAAUUCAUCGCAUCAAACAAAGAUUUUGAAAUCUUGACCACCAUUACCGCCGGCAAUGCUUCCCAGCCCAAGACUCUCUACGUCUUCGAUUCGUCGUUCAAUCCUCCCACUUGUGCCCACCUCCGCAUUGCCAGUUCCGCAUUGUUAGAACAGCCGGAGCCAGGAUCUCGUCUUCUCUUGCUCUUGGCCACACAAAAUGCCGACAAACCGACAAAGCCAGCGCCGUUCGAAGAUCGUCUUGCAAUGAUGGAACUCUUUGCUCAUGACGUGCGGUCUUACUUGGCAACCGCGAAGUCGUUUCUGGCCGAGCAAGUUCCCGCCAUUGAUAUCGCGGUCACGAAGAAACCCUACUUUGUUGACAAAGCAGCGGCCAUUGAAGCAUCUGAAAAGUAUCCGAAACAACUCGAGCAAGUACAUCUCACCGGCUUCGACACUUUGAUCCGUAUCUUCAACCCCAAAUAUUACCCUCCAGAGCACAACCUGCAGCCUCUCAGCCCACUCUUCUCGCAACAUCGUCUGCGAGUGACACUACGGCCGAGUCAUGACUGGGGCAGUCUCGAAGAGCAGGAGGAGUUUCUUUCCAGUCUUGCUCGAGGGGAUCGAGAGCCAGAAGGUGGACGACGAGAGUGGGCCAAGAAGAUCCAACUGGUCGAGGGCAGAAAGCCCGGAGCUCCCUCUGUCAGCUCCACCAGAGCGCGCGAGGCAUCUCAGUCUACUCCAGACGAUCUAGACUGGCUGGUUCCCGACAAAGUGCGAGAAUUCCUUCUGUCUGAGACCCCAUACGUAUCCAAGGGCCUAAGUGAGGACGCGUAG
Molecule: messenger RNA, 861 nt
Organism: Penicillium oxalicum
Lineage: Eukaryota; Fungi; Ascomycota; Eurotiomycetes; Eurotiales; Aspergillaceae
Product: nicotinate-nicotinamide nucleotide adenylyltransferase
Exons: 1
Coding region: 1-861 (286 amino acids)
Cellular component (GO): cytoplasm; nucleus
Molecular function (GO): nicotinamide-nucleotide adenylyltransferase activity; ATP hydrolysis activity
Source: RefSeq, a predicted model, not a curated record